GCGCCAGACUGCGGUCGAAGAUGCGUCGCCCGUUUCUUUCAUCUCAUUCGGCCGGAGUUCGGUCUCUAGGACGAACGGUGACGAGCGCCACUGCCGCCCUCUUCGGUUCGUGAUGGGUUGUUGAUUCGACGCUGGUGACAUUCCUCCGCUGGUGACAUCGCGUGAUUCUGCGUCUGACAAAAAAUAUAUCGCCCCCCUUCGGUGAUCCGGAAGAUACGUCUGACAACAGUGCGAACUCAGCGCCAGCGCAUCGGAUGAGAUACAAAACAUGCGCGCACAUGUUUUGGACAGGGCAAUGGCAUUGACACUGUUCAUCGUGUGCUUGGAGGGAUAGUCCCGCCCCUCUGGAAACAUUGCCGGGCAAUGAAGUACCAGCUGUGUCUUCUGUUCCCGCUCGUGGUGCUUCUUUUGGCAGGUGUUUGCCGAGCUGUGAUCAUUCGACGCCUUAUCGUGCCGCGCUGGGUGCGCAAUGGGUCCGAGACGCCCGCCGUUCUCGACUGCGAGUACGUGUACAACGAGAACGACCUCAAGCUGGUCGUCAAGUGGUUCUUCAACGACGGCGCCGAGCCCGUCUACCAGUGGAUACCCGAGAUGGGGGUCCGCGAGGCGUUCGGAGUGCUGCGCCAACGCCUGGACGACACGUUCUCUGUCAGCUCUCGUGACGCGUACUCGCAGUACCGCGCCAUCCGCAUUCUGAGGCCCACCUGGGAACUCAGUGGCAAGUACACCUGCGUCGUCACCUCACUUGCUGGCCAGGACGCAAGGCAUCAGCACAUGACCAUCUUUGUGCCGGCAAAGACGUUUUCUUUUAACUACAGUAAUUCGCCGCCGCCACUUGACCGGCUUCCACGACCACAAUCACCGGAUCUCCCAUUGAGCCUUCAGUGCGUGGCACGGGGCACUUUCCCAAAGCCGGUGCUGACGCUGUUCCUACUCAAGGGAGGAAGAAGGAGACCCGCGACCGAGGCGGGCCUCCGAACAUUCACGACGGCGACAAUCGAAGACGGGCUCUUCGACGUUGCACUGCACGCUGACGCAUUCGAGGGUCAUGUCUCCUCACUGGCCGACCUCUUCGAAUGCGUGCUGGAGAUACCGUACAGCAACUAUAUGCUGACGCGCAGAAUGACUGUCGCUCACGAGCUUACCUGGGGAGCUUAUGGUGCAUCUAAAGCAUCACGUCUGCCCAUCCUGUCACUUUUUUACAUCGUCUUGAGCAUAAGCAUCUAUAUCGUUUCGGGGCCGCAUAAGAGGGGUGGAGGAGGAAGGAUUCACGAGACAACCCGCGCAUUCAGCAAGGGCCAGGGUGACACGUAGCGAAAUCCUGAAUCAUUGACGGUUAUUAUGACGUUGACUGUUGCCGUUUAAUGUUUCACGCGACCUUCGUAAAUUAUGAGCCUUUCCUCGAUCGGCUUUCACCGCUGGUGUUCGAAGCGGACGACAGGCCACGAAACAACAACGCGAAAAGGAUGACUUCAGCGCCAAAGACCCAAGUUGGACAAACUUUUGCUCGAGGUGUCAGUCCUGGAAGUGGCUGUCUGAGGCGGCACUCAUCAAUCUUCAUCGUUGAGGAUCUGACGCUGUCGCGCUGCGUUUCGGACUCGUCUUAAAACUGACGUGUGCAAGUGUUACGACAGCCAUUUAUCGAGUUUCGCAGACCCGUACGCUAAGCUCUAGCUCGCGCAAACUCUGCGGGAGUAAAUUAUUGCUUGCUUAGUUUGAGUGUUACGUUCGUAAAAAAAGACACCGGAAGACGAUGCCAAACAGAGCUAGCGAAUCAGAUAAAAUUCUUAAAACACCACACUUAGUGUUUCUACAAAUAAAAAAGGAAACUAUUUCUACCGACGGAGUCUCCCAAAGCUUCAAAUGUAGGCCGAUACGCCACAUAAUACAUUUUCAAAUAAACUUCCUCAAGACGACAAAACUCGAAACUGCCCGCAGCACUGGAUAUUUCUAAACCGCUAAUAUUUUCACGGGUACAGACAAAGCACGAUGGUGUUACGCGACGACACUGCCGCGAACUGAGUGAAAAAUAAUAUCAACUGUUGACUUCACAAUCACGUAAUUUAGCUUGAUGUUGACACGUGUACAGAAUGCAUAUUUUGGCGCUCUGUUUACAAAAUAAAUAAACCAUAAAGAAAAGUUACAUCUACAAUGGAGUUCCAGUUGUUUUUUGCUCUUGAACAAAAUUAACUUUGGGCUACCGUUGGUACGCAUCUCCUGCACGCGUACUAGCUUGCACAUUGCUUACUUCAGUAUUUCAAUGGUCAUUUCCAUUCCAUUCUGCAAGGUAUUGUUUAACACGAUAAGGGUGCGCUAAGAAGGACCUACAGGAAUGCUACAUUGGCCCCAAAAAUAUUUUGAAUGGGAACGCCAGUCGAUUAGGGCUGUAACUUUGUUUUAUAUAGUGAGUGCGACAUCUUCGCUUAGAAUGUGCC
Rhipicephalus sanguineus (brown dog tick) is the source of this 2435-nucleotide messenger RNA. RefSeq lists its product as uncharacterized. Lineage: Eukaryota; Metazoa; Arthropoda; Arachnida; Ixodida; Ixodidae. The transcript has 6 exons. The record is from RefSeq and is a predicted model, not a curated record. The coding region runs from base 364 to 1314 and encodes 316 amino acids.